Molecule: messenger RNA, 436 nt
Organism: Nicrophorus vespilloides
Lineage: Eukaryota; Metazoa; Arthropoda; Insecta; Coleoptera; Silphidae
Exons: 3
Coding region: 46-396 (116 amino acids)
Source: RefSeq, a predicted model, not a curated record
AGAUAAAGACGGGACACCUAGAAUUGUUCAGUUCGAUUUCGAAAAAUGGCCACCAUCAAAUUCCUAGUUGUUUUGAUACUCGCCCUCAGUGUCUUCGCCGAUGGCAAGAUCUUGAAAUGCCACCAAUGCGAUGGAUUAGUGGAAUGUGACGCCAGCGAAGAUAACCUUGCCGAUUGCAAGGAGGAUCAACUCUUCUGCUAUAUCCGUGCCAUAAAUGCAGAAAAUGAUAAGUUCACGCGAGGUUGCACCUCAAAUGGGAAGAUGUGCGAGGUGUUGAAGGGAAUAACUUGCGGAAUCUGCCAGAAGGAUGAAUGCAAUUCUGCAUCUACCAUCGGAUCCACUGUCAUCGGCAUCACGUCCCUCUUGAUUCUGAAAGCUCUGACCGAUCACUUGUAAAUAAUCAAAUGCAUUCUCAUAAACUGUAUAUUUAAAAAUU